This is a messenger RNA of Gymnodraco acuticeps, 1405 nucleotides long. RefSeq names its product CD209 antigen-like protein C. The record is from RefSeq and is a predicted model, not a curated record. The transcript has 8 exons. Lineage: Eukaryota; Metazoa; Chordata; Actinopteri; Perciformes; Bathydraconidae. Bases 308 to 1138 code for a protein of 276 amino acids.
UAUAUCUCUAUUAACACAAUGGACUUGAUUAUAACACUUAUUUCAAUGUGCUUCGAGAAUACUAUGUUUUAAUUAUGGUCAUGUCAAUAAAGCUUAUUUGAAUUUGUCUUGACUAUCAGCGUUAGAAAAAAAUGGCAUUUCCUUAUAUUUGUAUUGUUUUUUUACAUAGAUAAUUAUCUGACACAGCAAUGAAACUACUCUUAACACUUGAGAGUUGUGACUUCCUCAAAAAGACAAUUUCUUUAGAAAUUGAAACCAACCAACACACUUUCCUCAGUCACUUCAAUACUUGAUAUUCCCAUGAGCGAUGGAGGAAAUGUAUGUCAACCUUGACGAUGUCAAACCCCUAAGCUCAAGAUCAUCAACAAAACAAGAAGGUCCCAGGAGAUUUCCCCCAGCGUCUGUUCUCGGUCUGGGGCUGCUGGUUGUUUUCCUGCUGGCUGGACUCAUCGGCCUCGCUGUCCACUACCAUAACUCAGUAGGUGGUGCAGCUGCAGAUCUCUCCGCUGUCAAAGCAAACCUGACUGAGCGUCUCCAUGCCAGCGAUCAGCUGCUGUCCUCAGUGACUGAAGAGAGAGACGGACUGAAGGCCAACCUCACCGGAAAGACCAGAGAGGUGGACAGGCUUCAGAGUUUAUCCAAACAGAACCAAGACUCAGUACAUCUUUUGACUGAAGAGAGAGAACGACUGAAGGCCAACAUCACCGAAAAUACCAGAGAGGUGGACAGGCUUCAGAAGAAAACUUGCCCUGCAGGAUGGAGGAUGGUCAGUUGUGUCUGUUAUCUCUUCUCUACGGAGAAAGCUUCUUGGGAACAAAGCAGACAAAACUGCAGAGCCAGAGGAGCAGAUCUGGUGAUCGUAGACAGUAAUGAAGAACAGAAGUUCAUGACCAGCAUGAUCAAGGAACCAACUUGGAUUGGAUUGAAUGACAUAGACCAAGAGGGGACCUGGAAAUGGGUUGAUGGAUCUCUACUGACUCAGAAGUACUGGGGACAGCCACCUGAUAAUGGUAAUGGUGAUCCUAAGUGGGGUGAAGAGGACUGUGCAUGUCUUGUAAAUAACUGGAAUGGUGAAAACAACUGGAAUGAUCUGCGGUGUACUACCCCUCUGCAAUGGAUCUGUGAAAAAAUACUGUAGCUUGUGGCUAUGAGGCAGUGGGUUUGUCUUCCCAUUGGAAGGUUGUGGGUCCGAUCCCAGCUCCUGCCGUCCUCAAGUCGAUGUAUCCCACCUAACCCCAGAUUAAUCCCGUAUGAAUGUUAGCUUCCUUAAGCUGGUGGCAUUUAGUUUGGCUGGCCCUGUCUAUGAAUAUGGGAGAAUGCUAGAUAUGUACAGUAUAUACAGUAUGUAUGCUUUGAGGAGUUGUAAAGUGAUUUGUAAAAUAUCCAUAAAGAAAUACAAAAUCUG